UUUCCCUCUUAGUCCCACUUCAGAUGGUGCUGCAGCGGCAAUUUUGGCUAGUGAAGCAUUUGUACAGAAGUUUGACCUGCAACACAAAGCUGUGGAAAUUUUGGCACAAGAAAUGGUGACUGAUUUGCCAAGCUCAUUUGAAGAAAAAAGUGUCAUUAAAGUGGUUGGCUUCGAUAUGAGUAAAGUUGCUGCCCAAAAAUGCUAUGAGAAAUCUGGCUUGGGACCAAGUAAUGUUGAUGUAAUAGAACUUCACGACUGCUUUUCUUCCAAUGAACUCCUUACUUAUGAAGCACUGGGACUCUGUCCAGAAGGACAAGGUGGGACACUGGUUGAUAGAGGAGAUAAUACCUAUGGAGGAAAAUGGGUCAUAAAUCCUAGUGGUGGAUUGAUUUCAAAGGGACACCCACUGGGAGCUACAGGUCUGGCCCAGUGUGCUGAACUCUGCUGGCAGCUCCGAGGGGAAGCCGGAAAGAGGCAAGUUCCUGGGGCAAAGGUGGCUCUGCAGCACAACCUAGGCAUUGGGGGAGCUGUGGUCGUAACGAUCUACAGGAUGGGUUUUCCCGAAGCUGCCAGUUCUUUUCGAACUCAUCAAAUCGAGGCUGCUCCAACCAGCUCUCCAGGUGAUGGAUUUAAAGCAAAUGUUGUCUUUAAGGAGAUUGAGAAGAAGCUUGAAGAGGAAGGGGAACAGUUUGUGAAGAAAAUUGGUGGUAUUUUUGCCUUCAAGGUGAAGGAUGGCCCUGGGGGGAAAGAGGCCACCUGGGUGGUGGAUGUGAAGAACGGCAAAGGAUCGGUGCUUCCUAACUCAGAUAAGAAGGCUGACUGCACGAUCACAAUGGCUGACUCUGACUUACUGGCUUUAAUGACUGGCAAAAUGAAUCCUCAGUCGGCCUUCUUUCAAGGCAAACUGAAAAUCACUGGCAACAUGGGUCUGGCUAUGAAGUUGCAAAAUCUUCAGCUUCAGCCAGGCAAAGCUAAGCUGUGAAGAAGUCCCUUUGACUACUUUUGAAAAUCAAGAUGAAAUAUAUAGCUAACAUAUCCAUAUAUUUCAUUGUGAGAAUUUAGACUGAAACUUUACAUUGGCAAAUUGUGUGAGACAGAUUUGUUUUUCAGUUGUAUGACCAAUCCUGUUUUUCCUAAGCUCUGGGUGGAUAGAGCCUGAUGGUGUACUGCUGCCUUGCUGAGCUGCAGACAACUGUGCAUUACAAAGUUAAUAUGGUAAUUAUGGUUUGGGGUAAAACUGAGUUUCAGAAUAAAAUUAGGAAGAAUAAAAUCCAAAAAAUUAUGUAGAUAAAAGCUCUUAUUAUGCUUAUAAAGUAUAUUUAGGGAUUAUUCUGCUGAAUAUUCAAUUUAAGAGUUUUCCUUGGGAGAACUAGUAAAGAAACAGUUCCAAUAACUGGUCAGUAAUUAGUGUUGUGCACUUAAUGACCUUAAUUAAUGUCUCAUAAAUAGUGCUGAAAAUUCUGCACUGGGAUGAU
Otolemur garnettii (small-eared galago) is the source of this 1475-nucleotide messenger RNA. RefSeq names its product sterol carrier protein 2 (gene SCP2). The transcript is spliced from 8 exons. The record is from RefSeq and is a predicted model, not a curated record. Lineage: Eukaryota; Metazoa; Chordata; Mammalia; Primates; Galagidae. Gene Ontology annotation, molecular function: acyltransferase activity, transferring groups other than amino-acyl groups. Bases 113 to 982 code for a protein of 289 amino acids.